AUGCGCAGUCUGCUUGGCAUGACUUCGACACCUUUGCCAGGCCGUAGACGCGUCAUCCCGUUACUUCUUUUGCUGAUAUCCGCGAGUAUCUUCCUCUACUCAUGGGAUGUUGCUCGUGUUCCGCCAUAUCCUGGCCUGACCAAGCUCCCCGCCCACAUCGCACGAGACGAACACCCCAUCACACAACUGAUUUCGAAUGCCACUGCCCAUUUCGAAAAUAUACUGAGCGAACGGUCCUAUACACUACAUGAUGCUGCGGAGCGAUACCGACAACGGCGUGGCCGCCAUCCGCCACCUGGGUUCGACGCAUGGUUCAGACAAGCCAUGAAAGAUGAAGCCAUCAUCGUAGAAAGCUUCUUCGAUAGGAUACACCACGACAUAAAUCCACUAUGGGCGCUUAAUCCUCGAAAAAUGCGCGUUCAGGCUGCCACACAGCCCCAAGUCAUCAGAGUUCGAAACAAAAAGGUCGCCAUGAUUACUGACGACUUGAAGCGACAGCCAUGGAUUCAACACUGGACCGCCCUCGUCAAACAGAUGAUGCCCAACCUGCCAGAUCUAGAUAUGGCUGUCAACGUUAUGGACGAGAGUCGCAUUUUGACGCCCUGGGAAAUCAUUAGCAAUUAUACCAAGCUCGAACAGGAGCGUCGCGAGCUCAUCACACCAGACCUCGCAAUUACCGAAUACAGCGGCUUGCACGACAUUGACAGCCAGAAGCUGCAAAGUUUUGACCCCGAAUGGAUAAAGGAUAAAGCACCUCAGUACUGGAAUUAUUUUCGCGAGACCUGCCCAACUAACAGCCCCGCCAGAAACGUCAGCGCUCUCGAGUCCUUUAACGUGCCUAUCGAGUACCCGACGAGCGAGCAGAUGCCGUACGCAUACCGCGGCUUCAUACACAACUUUACCCAGGCCCGCGAUCCGUGUCUGCAGCCGCACAUGCGCAGUCUUCACGGCACAUUCGUCGAAAGCAUUAGCAUGUCCACCACCAAGACGCUAUUCCCGCUGUUUGCCGGCUCCAAGCUGCCCACUAACAAUGAGCUGUUGAUCCCCGGCGCCAUGUACCUCUCGUCGCGCGCCUUUUACAACGGCGGCCGGAGCAGCGGCGGCAAGUGGUCCGCCAAGAAGGACGCCCUCAUCUGGCGCGGCACCGCCUCGGGCGGCCGCAACAAGGCCGACAACUGGUGGCAUUUCCACCGCCAUCGGUGGGUGCAGAUGAUGAACGGCACCACCGUGUCGCGGGUCGAGGCCGGCGAUGCCGCCGGCGCUCCGACCUUUGAAUUGCUCUCGGCCCAAAAUUACAGUCUGCCUCUCCCCAUGCACGGAAAAAUCGGUGCGUGGUUGUCAGGCUUUUCCGACGUGUCCUUUGUCCACCUCGAGUGCUUCCCCGAGCCCCCCAAGAAGCCCAAGAAACUACAGGGCACGUGUUCGUAUACGGGAAAGCACAUGGCCAAGGGCAAGCCGAUGCCUAUGAAGGAGCAGUACCGCUACAAGUACUUGCCGGACAUUGACGGUAAUUCCUUUAGUGGCCGCUGGCGCGCCUUUCUCAAGUCGACGAGCAUGCCGCUCAAGGCCACCAUCUACGCCGAGUGGCACGACGACCGCAUGACUCCCUGGGUGCACUUUGUUCCGUUUGACAUGUCGUACAAGGACAUCUACGCCAUUAUGCAGUACUUUCUCGACGGUCGUGACGCCCAGGCAGAAGUCAUUGCAACGGAGAGCAGUAAUUGGGCCAAUGCCGUGUACAGAGAUGAGGAUAUGAAGCUCUACGUCUGGAGACUGCUGCUUGAAUAUGCGCGCGUGGUUGACGACAACCGUCAGCGGCUUGCAUUCGUGGACGAUUUACGAGGACCGGAGCAAUGA
Beauveria bassiana ARSEF 2860 is the source of this 1857-nucleotide messenger RNA. RefSeq names its product capsular associated protein. The coding region runs from base 1 to 1857 and encodes 618 amino acids. The record is from RefSeq and is a predicted model, not a curated record. The transcript has a single exon. NCBI's taxonomy places the organism in Eukaryota, Fungi, Ascomycota, Sordariomycetes, Hypocreales, Cordycipitaceae.